Molecule: messenger RNA, 2012 nt
Organism: Owenia fusiformis
Lineage: Eukaryota; Metazoa; Annelida; Polychaeta; Sabellida; Oweniidae
Source: the annotation of a GenBank genome assembly
AAUGAUAAUGAUGUACGCUCUCAUGAAAGUAUUGGCUAUUUUGGCCUUGACCUUUGCUGACACUCCACCUAAUCCUUCCCACGUUGUCAUAGAUGGUGAUUUGUACAUCUUGGUAAUGUUUGGUCUAACAGAGAAUGGUUGCAAAGAUAUGAGAUUAUAUCCUUUCCAGUAUAUGGAAGCUGUUGACCUUGGUCUUGAAUAUGUAUAUAGGAAUCACGGUCAGUUGGUAGGUGUCAGAAUCGGAGCAAUUUUCUUGGAUGACUGUUCAUCAGCAGAACAUGGAUUGCAAAUUACUAAAGACUUUUACGAAGGUGUUCUGUUGGUCAGUGAUUCAACUGGUGCCCGUAUUGACCCAGAUAGGGUUGUUGGAUUUGUUGGAUCUGAAACCAGUGAUAGAACUAUGAAAGUUGCAGAAUAUUUGAAGACCGUAAAGACAGUUUUAGUGGCUCCAUUUGCUACAAGCCCUCAAUUAAGUGACAGAACUAGGUUCCCAUAUGUUGUCAGAACUGUACCAUCGGACAGUAGACAGGGGCCUGCGUUUGCAGCAUUAUUCACGAGUCUUGGUUGGCCCAAUGUUCAUGUAAUAAUUGAGGAUGAUUUAUCGUAUGCCAGGGAUUUGGCAAAUGCAUUCAAAGCAGCAUUUGAAAAGGGAGAACAGGGGAGAUGCAUAUCCUCUACUCACAUGCUAAAUAGUUCACAGAAGAGGUACAACAAUGAACAAAUAAUUUCAGCCAUCAUAAACAGCACCUCAAAGACUGAUAUAGUUUUGUAUGUGGCAGCAGUCACAAGUAUCAGACCAUUACUAGAAGCCAAGGAAAAGUAUCUUGGAAAUGAAAGGGGAAAACGUCUUGUAUUUAUUGGAACAGAGGGUUGGGGGAGAACUGAAAGUUUGGUUAAAGGUCAUGAGAAAGCAGCAAAAGGCUCAAUAUCAGUAGGCCUGUAUGGAGAACCUGUCAAACUAUUUGAUGAGCAUAUGUCAAAACUUAGAUUUGGCCAAUCCUCCCCCCGCAGUGUUUACACCGACUCAUACUUCAAAUCUCUGUUCAAUUGUGAUACCAACUGUUCGACAGACAUGAUCAUAACAGAAGCUCCAGCCUAUAGCCAAGACACUUUCGUAAUGCAGGUUCUGAAUGCCGUUCUUGCGAUUGGUAAAGCUACACUUGUGAGAUUUAGACAGAAAUGUAAAAGAGGCGCCAAGGCCAUAUGUAAAGAAUUUGGAAUAGAAUUUGGAGAAGAGUUUAUUAAAGAUUUGGACAACGUGUGCUUCACAGGCAUUGAUGGCCAAGACUUUGCAAUACGCGACGGAGAGAGUUUCAGGGCUUAUAAUUUCUUCUACUGGCAGGAGGAUGGGACUCCAAUCAAGAUAGGUGCAUCAGGCAGUGAGGGUAGGUCUUAUACACCAGAAUCAAAACAUUUAGGUUUUCCAGAAGACGGCUAUUACGGCAAAUUGCCACAAUCUGAAUGUUCCAAAAAAUGGUGUGGCUAUUUCUGUAGAAGAUGUAGAUUGGGAAGAAAUAGGAACAAGCUGAAUUCAAAAUGUUGGGGCUGUUCACAAGCAAGGAGGGAAAGAUACACAAAGUGUGAUGCGUGUGUCCCCGAUGGGGAGGAAUUCAAAUGCUUUAACUGUAUGGAGAAUUGAAAUACCAGUGAAUUUUACUGUAUUAGGCCUACAUGAUAAAAAAUAGCAUGCAUAAAAUAACAAAGGUGAUUCUGAAAAACAUCAUUAUUAAGGCUAACGAUAAAACUAAACAAAACAUAAUAAUUCGCGAAGGAGCGAUUUUGUAGAACACCAGUUGUCUCUAUAUUCCUGUGCAGAAAAGCAAUGUGCAGCCAAGAAAAGGGUUUGUGGAAAAAAAAUUUGAUAAUAGUAUCAAAGUCAGAGGAAUGUUGGUCUGAGCAGUAUGCUUAAACGGAUUUUUCUAAAAAUGGGUUCAUUUGUUAAUUUAAAUGUUUUAAUGGAGCCGUGUGGACAGAAACAUCACAAACAAUUCAGAACGGAAUUUGUAAAAUAC